Molecule: messenger RNA, 1721 nt
Organism: Ipomoea triloba (trilobed morning glory)
Lineage: Eukaryota; Viridiplantae; Streptophyta; Magnoliopsida; Solanales; Convolvulaceae
Exons: 4
Coding region: 144-1421 (425 amino acids)
Source: RefSeq, a predicted model, not a curated record
CACGCUCUGCAGUCCACUCUCUUAAACCCCUAACUCCGCCGCUUCACUUCCUCCUUCACACUCUCUAUACACAACCUCUCGCCGCUGUCUGCGGCGGAUAUUCCCAUUUCUCCAUCAAUCGUUUCUCGAAGCUUCUACCUUCCAUGGAGGCCACGGCGGCGUCAGAUGUCACCGAAGGACCAGUCCUCUGCGUCAUCAGCAGGCGUAUCCGUGCCCUUCGCAAGAAGCUAAACCGUAUUUCACAGAUGGAGGAUUCUCUCUCAAAAGGUAAAACGCUGAAUAAGGAGCAGGAGGAAACCCUACGCUCGAAGCCGGACGUCCUCGCCGGCAUCGAGGAGCUCCAGAAGAUUCGUCAGCCGCUCGCCGCCGCCGUCGAGGAGGAAAUCGCUCUCUCCGUUCAGCGGCAAAAGGCUACAUCGGAGACCUCCGUUGACGCCGCAGGGGAUGCGGAUUGCAAGGAUGAAGGUGAUAAGGCUGCCGAGAACGAUGCCGAUGAUAAGGCUGCCGAUAGCGAGAGAUUUCCGGUGAUUGAGGAUCUGCUUAGCGUGUUGUACUUUGGAAGCAUGUUUGAUGUGACUACCUUGCAGAACCACACGCAGGUGAUGUAUUCCAAGGCCCUCGAGAGAGGCAGUUGCUUGUCCUACGAUUGCAUGAAGGACGACGAUUCUGCAGAUCUGCUCGAGGAGAAGGACUUGGACUUGAUUUCGAUGCUCAGCGGACUUCUCAUUUCCCGACCUGUAACCUCCUCGUUACCACACAAGAACGCACUUGAAAGAUGCAUCGAGCACGCUAAGCUCUGGCUUGAAAACUCUGAUCAGCCAAUCGAACCCAAUUCCGAUAUUACUUAUGCUGGCUUGAGAUCGAAGCUGAACAAGAUUUUAGCCUCACAGUAUUUAACUGCCGCACCAGUUAUGAAUUAUGGGACUUAUCAGGUCCCAGUGCAAGAAUCUAUUCCACCUGUCAAUGUGCAAGUGCAGGCUGAGGAUGCUGAAGUACAGUACCAGCAGAAGGAAGAAUCAAUAAGUUCUCAUGAAAAUGAAGCUAAUGAUAGUAACCCUGUUGAAGAAUUUCAUCAGGAGGAGGAAGAUAUAUCUGGAUUGAUUGCUGAAGCUGAAGCAGUUCAUCCUGAGGAAGGAGCAGAGGAUCCUAAUGACAUGAAAGAGCAACAUGUUUCUCGAGGAUCCUAUCAUAACUACAGGGGUAACCGUGGUGGUGGACGUAGGGGAAAUUUCAAUGGUCGCGGUGGGCGUGGCAGGGGUGGGACCUACCAGAAUGGUCACAACCAAUAUCAUGACCACCCGGGUAACUACCGGUCGAGGAAUUCUAACUAUAGGGGAAGGGGCGGAAGAGGUGGAAGGGGUGGUUAUUACAAUAACCAAGGUUAUGGAGGCCAAGCUGGCAACUACAAUGCAGAUUCUUAACGUUUGCUUUACUGUUCAUAAACAUAUUUGGAAGUAGUCUUCUUUUGAGAGGUGGUGAAAGUUUUCUUUGUUGCAUGGGACGCAUUGAUGUGGGUUCCUGUUCACAUUUCUACCACCCAGGAUGUUUUUAUUUUUUGUUGCAUUAGUUGAACAAACAGUGUUUAUUCAGAAAACAUUGGGCGGAAAAUAGAUUUUGUCGGAGCUUCUUUUUACUUUAUUGUCUAAAUCUGAUCUUAGAGGUUUUGAAACAGUUAAACUAUGAUGGUUGUUCGAAACUUUAGUUUCCAGCAUUUCCUUUUC